CGGCUGCGGCCCUGCAUGGGUUCGACGUUGCAGCUGCGGCCGCGGCGGCGGCAGGUAGGGGUCUGGCGGGGGGGCAUGCGCCUGCGGCCUUGGGCAUGCUGCCUGCGGGCCCCGCACGGGUCAGCAGCAGCAGCAUGGGGGCAGCUCAGGAAGCGCGGGGUGCAGGCGUUGCUGGGGCGGCUGGGAGCGGCUCAGGAGGAGGGCUCAAGACGGAGGAGGAGUGUGCGGCUGCUGCUGCGCUGGUGUGGGCGGAGGGCACGCCGCAGGAUACGGUGCGGCGCAUAGCUGCGACGCUGCUGGCGCGGGCGGGGCCGGGCGCGGCUGCGGGUCCCAACCGCAUGGCCCUGGAGCUGCUGCUGAUGGCGGUCCGCCGGAAGGACCCGGUGGCGUGCAACAAAGCAGGCAACCUCUUUGCUGUCCUGGAGCACGACCCGGCCAACUGCCUAUCCGUUGUGGACGACGAGGGCGGCACCGGCGGCGAGGUCGCUGUGCUGGACUUGCCCCGCAUGGCAGCGCUGGCAGAGGCCGCUGCGCCCCCGCCGCAACAGCCCUCGCCUGCUGCCUCCUCGCAGCAACAGCGACACCCGUCCCUGAGCUCUGCUUUUGGAGAGACGCAACCCCCACAAGAUCACGC
Astrephomene gubernaculifera is the source of this 634-nucleotide messenger RNA. NCBI's taxonomy places the organism in Eukaryota, Viridiplantae, Chlorophyta, Chlorophyceae, Chlamydomonadales, Astrephomenaceae. The record is from the annotation of a GenBank genome assembly.